Molecule: messenger RNA, 1593 nt
Organism: Archocentrus centrarchus (flier cichlid)
Lineage: Eukaryota; Metazoa; Chordata; Actinopteri; Cichliformes; Cichlidae
Product: probable endo-1,3(4)-beta-glucanase An02g00850
Exons: 7
Coding region: 14-1525 (503 amino acids)
Source: RefSeq, a predicted model, not a curated record
GGUAUCCUUCAGAAUGAUGAUUGCAGAGUACCUCUUGGGGGGUUCCAUCUUUGUCUUGCUGAUUGGGGAUAUAUGCAGCCUUCCGUUUGUGAAAGGCUCCAAUCCUAGUGCUCCCUACAGCAGAAGUAACACAAACACAGCAGCUAAUGUUGUCUUAAGCCAGGGAGGACCUCCUCCUUACCCCUCUGUAGUUGUGCCUUACAAUGCUCAGUAUGUAAGGGUUCCAGUGCAGCAGUCUGACCUCUCUCAGUAUGCUAUCUGGAACCUGCCAGCACUGUACACUGGCUCCAGUGUUUCUGAUCCUACUCAGGCAGGAGGAUACACAGCUGGCUCUGCACAAACUGGGGUGGAUGUUCAACCUGCAGCUGGUUCAAAUAUUGGUGGUUCCUCCAGUACAGGCAACACAAAUGUUGCCUUAAGCCAGGGAGGACCUUUUGCCUACUCCUCUGUAGUUGUGCCUUACAAUACUCAGUAUGGAGGGGUCCCACUGCAGCAGCCUGGUCUCUCUCAAUAUGCUGUCCAGAGCAUGCAAGCACCGUAUGCCAGCUCCAGUUUGUCUGCUCCUGCUCAGGCAGGAGGAUAUACAGCUGGCUCUGUACAAACUGGGGUGCCUGUUCAACCUGCAGCUGGUUCAAAUAUUGGCGCUUCCUCAAGCACAAGCAACACAAAUGCCGCUGCUAAUGUUGCCUUAAGCCAGGGAGGACCUUCUGCAUACUCCUCUGUAGCAGUGCCUUACAAUACUCAGUAUGGAGGGGUCCCAUUGCAGCAGCCUGGUCUCUCUCAAUAUGCUGUCCAGGGCUUGCCAGCAACAUAUGCCAGCUCCAGUUUGUCUGCUCCUGCUCAGGCAGGAGGCUCCACAGCCAGCUCUACACAAACCGGGGGGGCUGUUCAACCUCAGUCGGAAAUCAACUGGGCCGUUCCACCUCCCAAACUCGGUGAGGAAACUUCGCCCAGCGCUCAAGGUCUUGCCUCCAGCACAGGUGACUCGCUGGGUCCAGUUCUGCCACCAUUACCUGCAUACCAACCAGGAGAGUUGUCCCACUUUGAGAAGGCUGCUGAGGCUGGCGAUUACCAGUCUGAGACAGAAGAACUAGGCCGCCGGACUGUCCCAGCUACGAUGGAGGCUGCUGCGGCAGCUGUGGCUGCUGCAGGUGGGCUGGCAUCCCCAGUCUUCAGUGCACAACAGUUUGGAAUGGGUGGCUUCUGGGGUAAUCCCUAUCCUUACUUUGACUUCAUGUUCCUGACUGGCCAGUACCCUGUGGGCACAGUGAGUCACUUCAGCCAAAACUACGAGCAGGGACGAGACUACGCUCACAGCACUCACUACCUGAAAGACCAGCCUUUCUUCUACCCCAGCUUUGAUCAACAGAUUGUGACCAUUCCAGGAGGUCAGAGCCUUCAGAAUCCCAGCUUGUAUACAAGUCCUGUGCUGAGAGGCUACUACCAGGGCAGCACACAAACUCCCUCUCUAACAGAUGAAGUACUGGCAGAAUCCCAACAACUCAAGUUCCCAUCACUGAACUGAGCAACUUGUUGAACUGGUUAAAUGUUGCAACAGGAACGUCCCUAUCUGAUCCAAUAAACGUGGCUUGU